CUGACAGUGCCCAUUUAACUAAAACAGGAGCAAAACUGAGGAUCAUAAAUGGCCAUGAAGCUGGCGCUAACUCCAGACCCUACAUGGCUUACAUACACAUUGAAAAUAGAAAAUAUGAAAUGAUAUGUGGAGGAAUCCUGAUUAAACCAAACUGGGUGGUGACUGCAGCUCAUUGUAAACUGCCCAGAUAUAAAGCAACUGUUAUUCUUGGAACUCAUUUAAGUGAUCCAAAUGCGCAUGAACAGGGAAGACAGACUUUUACUGUUAAGCAAAAGGUCAUCCAUCCGAAUUAUAACAGCAAGACAUUGAACAAUGACAUCCAACUCAUGAAAUUGCCAAUUAAAGCAAAGCUUGGGCGCAAAGUACAGCUUUUUGCUUUGCCCGAUACAUAUGAAGAUGUGAAUGAAGGAACAGUCUGUGAAACAGCGGGAUGGGGACUGACUGAGGAGAAAAAAGACGCUGAACGUCUAAUAGAAGUCAAUGUUUCAACCAUAAACAGACGGGAAUGCCAGAAACGUUUCAAAGGUGUGCAUACGGAAAUCACCGAAAAGAAGAUUUGCACUAGUGUGGGACCUAAGGGAGAGGACACCUGUGGAGGCGAUUCGGGUGGACCCCUGAUAUGUAAUGGCGUCUUCAGAGGAAUCCUUUCAUUUGGAAGUGAGCCUUGCGGGAAACAUAAUGGAGCAGCUGUGUAUACUCGCCUAACUGAGGAAUACAUAGACUGGAUAAAAGAAAUAAUAGAAUAAUAGUCAUAAAGCAUCAUUGCUACUUCUUAUAAUUAUGUUCUUUUUUAUCUUCAGCAGAUCCCCUAUAUCCAAAAAAAA
Molecule: messenger RNA, 824 nt
Organism: Hyla sarda
Lineage: Eukaryota; Metazoa; Chordata; Amphibia; Anura; Hylidae
Product: granzyme A-like
Exons: 4
Coding region: 84-746 (220 amino acids)
Biological process (GO): proteolysis
Molecular function (GO): serine-type endopeptidase activity
Source: RefSeq, a predicted model, not a curated record